CAGUUGGUCCAGAAAGAAAUUCCCCCUCGCUCGUGCCGAACAUAUACUUUGUUCCGAGACACAUCGAUAGUUCCGAAGUCAAAACUCAUUAACCAAAGACACUCCCUAGGACAAUACAAUCUGACGAGACCGAACACAAGAUUAGACAUCUCUCUUGGAUGAUGAUCGUCUCCUACAUCUGAUCCGAAGAGGAUCGAGCUCACCGGUGAUUACAAUGGGGUUCAAGUUCAACCUGAACGCAUCGUGUCGUUCCACCACGACGUACGCCUCUUACUUUGCAUGGUGUUUGUCUUACCAGCCACCACCGCUCGGUUACCACCGCACGCCUCGCGGCGUGUCCGCCAUGUUCGCCGCCAUAAUGCUCGGUGGACUGGCCUUGGGACUACUCGCUCCUACCAUGCUCGCGUUCAUCAAGUCAACAGCUUCCAAAAUCUUCCGCAAACCCACCACGACAGCCAAGAGAGAGACAAACAACCCCGACGUGGCAAUGAGCAGCGGCGACGCGCCGGCACCGGCUGGCGAGGAGUACGAGGUGUUCUUGAGCUUCAGGGGACCUGACACUCGCACCGGGUUCACCGAUUGCCUCUACCACGACAUGCUCGGUGCCGGAAUCCGCGUCUACCGAGACGACGAGGAGCUCCGCAUCGGCAGGGAGAUCGGCGGAGAGCUCAUGCGGGCGCUCGACGUGUCCAAGAUCUAUGCGCCCAUCUUCUCCAGGGACUACGCGUCGAGCCCGUGGUGCCUCCGCGAGGUCACCCACAUGGUGGACUGCGCUGCGAGGUCGAACAGGAAUAAGGAAAUAUUGCCGGUGUUCUACGACGUGUCGCCUUCUGAUGUGAAGCUCAGGACUGGGCUGUACAGGAAUGCCAUGGCCAAGCACAGGAAGAAGUUUGGGGCUGAGGAAGUGAAUAGGUGGGAGGAUCCUCUGGUGGAAGUUGCUGAAUUGAAGGGAUGGGACCUCAAAGCUAGAGGCUAA
Molecule: messenger RNA, 976 nt
Organism: Syzygium oleosum
Lineage: Eukaryota; Viridiplantae; Streptophyta; Magnoliopsida; Myrtales; Myrtaceae
Product: disease resistance protein L6-like
Exons: 2
Coding region: 215-976 (253 amino acids)
Biological process (GO): signal transduction
Source: RefSeq, a predicted model, not a curated record